GACAAAAGUAAAAACGAUUUGGCCAGAUUUUAGUUUUUCCCAAAUACCUCAGUAUAUGACUAAUCUCUGUGUAUGCAUUGUACGCAAUUUAUUUAAAAAAAAAACAUAUGAUGUCAACCCUAACACACAAGUUGAGUAUGCAAUGCUAACCUAGUUUGCUGCACAUUUAUGCUAUUCCCUCAGAAGAGUUGGAAGUAGACCUAAUUUCCACUUUGGAGACACUUGACACCCACGUCACAUCACUAAAACACCAAAGCACCACUGAGACGCAAUCGAGAACCCUAUAGUGAACACCACUACUAAAAAAAAGUAGAUAAACCGAAUAGAGCUCUGCACGGAGUUGUGAACGCGUGGACAUUCCGCUGCGCCGAUGGUUGCCGAGAGACUGAAGCGUCCGAGUGGUGUACCUCGCUGUUGUUGUGCAACGGUUUCGAGAAAAAAUUCGCUACAGAUAGUCUAGUAGAGUAUAUUUCAAUAGUUGUCUUGUGUGGCCUUGUUAUUUUUACUCCCAAUAGCAGAUUUUUCUUAGUCAACAAAUAUUUCGCUCGGACCAUUAAUUUUACCCUCGUAUUAGACUCCGACUCGUUACGUAACGAGUAAGUGCUUAUAAUCUCCAGUGAGUAAAUCUACAGAGUAUCAAAGAAUAGAAGAGCAGUGUCUCCGAUGCACGUAGAACACAACAAUAAUGUCAUUAUUCCUAGAAGAUGCCAUACGGGGUGUUCCUACGGAAACACAGACCCAUAUUGGACUACUGGAAAUCGAUUUUACCCAAAUAACUUUUAAACAAUUCAUCGAUUUUGAUGUCACAUAUAGUGACUUAGUAACCGACUGGAUUCUGACAUGAUGGUGUUAGUAGAAGGCAAUCAACUCAUUCAGUACAGCAUUGCUAUUUUUUCACAUCGCCCAGAAUUGUUAUUUUUGGAAAUCCAGUACCUUUAAACUGUAGAAAUGGUGACGAAAAAAUAGAUCGUUUUGGAGUAAAAUACUUUUGUUACUGUACAGUUCAACAAUUUUCUACUAGAUCCCGACUCUGGUUCCGCCAUUUCGAAAAUGUAGUAAUAAUCCUGUUACCGUAUAAUCAGCGAACCUAAAACCUACAAUAAAUAUAUAAAUUUUCAUGGAGUUUUAGGUUUUUGUCAUUUUUUGAGGAUUGACUGCAAUGUAAAUUGAUAAGACCAAGACAGGACAUUUUUUUUAGAACCGUGAUAUUCUAUCGGAUUAAACAAUUUAUUUAAGGUAAGAUGUAUAUAAAAGCCAAGCAAUCAAUAAUAAUUUAGCAAUAUGACAAGUAAUUGAGUCAUAUAAUUUUUAGCCAGUAAAAGCACAUGUAUUUACAGAUCUUCUUUACUGCAGUAAAGGUUUCAAUCAUAAAUGUAUUAUCGACAUGUAAACCACAGGAUAAGUUUCAGUGUUACAAUAACUGGUUAUACCUUUGCGUUGAACUUUACUUUUCUUUACUUUUGAACGGUUCUCUAAAUUUGGUGACAUCCUCUUUUCAGAUGAGGUUCAUUUUCAUAUGAAUGGCUUUGUUAAUAAACAAAACUGUCGAUACCGGAGUUUGGAGCUGCCGUUGUUGAACAUCAAAAGACUACAUUACCAAAAGAUCAGUUUUGGCAGCAAUAUAAGCUACAUAUUUAAUUGGGCCUUAUUUUCUUGAAAACGAUCGCGGUCAUGAUAUAACUGUUUACUCAGAAGGUUAUAUAGGGGAGGGAUUUUUUUAACACAAAACUCAAAGAAUUUGAUGGAUAUAACUCCAUGGCAUGGUUUCAGCAGGACGGCGUCCCACCUAUCUCACGUGACAGAGUAAGCGUAGGGGUCGUUACCUAUAGAAAACGGUCCCUUGAAAAAGUGAUAUCGAAAAGGGGUGACAAAUAGUGGCCAGCGGGUAGAGUUCGUUUAGUGAUAAUCCAAUAAUUAAACUCUUAUAACCUACUUUCAUCCACAAUGUAUUAAAUUGAUCUAUUUGUUGUCGAAGUAUUGAGAUUACUGUCUACUGAACUAUAUUAUGACCUCGUGUGAUAAAUCCGUAAUUCUUGACACUUCUUGUUUCUGUUCACGACAUUUGACAUUGACAAGUUAACAAAAAUAGGCGUAAAGGCAAUUAUUGGAUAAAGAAAACAAAUUUUUUGAGGAAAACUGUGAUAAAACAGAUUAUCAACUAUGACAGACUCAAAAUACUUCACUACCACCAAAAAGGGUGAAAUAUUUGAGUUAAAAUCCGAGUUGAACAACGAUAAGAAGGAAAAGAAGAAAGAGGCUGUUAAGAAGGUUAUUGCCUCAAUGACUGUAGGAAAAGAUGUUUCUGCUUUGUUUCCGGAUGUUGUGAAUUGCAUGCAGACAGACAAUUUGGAGUUGAAAAAGCUGGUCUAUCUCUACUUAAUGAACUAUGCAAAAUCUCAACCUGAUAUGGCAAUUAUGGCAGUUAACACAUUUGUGAAGGAUUUGCCCACCUCACAGCUCAUUAAGGAUUGUGAAGAUCCAAAUCCUCUGAUAAGAGCAUUGGCGGUAAGAACAAUGGGAUGUAUCAGAGUAGAUAAAAUUACUGAGUAUUUGUGUGAACCAUUGAGGAAAUGUUUGAAAGAUGAGGAUCCUUAUGUAAGGAAAACUGCUGCAGUUUGUGUGGCUAAGUUAUAUGACAUUUCAUCUGGUUUGGUAGAGGAUCAAGGAUUCUUAGAGCAGUUGAAAGAGCUGUUGAGUGACUCCAAUCCAAUGGUAGUUGCAAAUGCAGUGGCAGCUCUUUCAGAAAUCAAUGAAAGUAGUCCCACUGGCCAACCGUUAGUUGAAUUAACAACAAAUACCAUCAAUAAACUGUUAACUGCCUUAAACGAAUGCACCGAAUGGGGGCAAGUCUUCAUUUUGGAUUCUUUGUCUAACUACACCCCAAGAGACGAGAGGGAAGCCCAGAGUAUUUGUGAACGUAUCACACCUCGUUUGGCUCAUGCAAAUGCUGCUGUUGUGUUGUCUGCUGUCAAGGUGCUCAUCAAAAUGAUGGAGAUUCUAGCAGGUGAUACAGAAUUCUGCAAUACUUUAAGCAAAAAACUGGCACCACCUCUAGUCACUUUACUGAGCUCUGAACCUGAAGUUCAGUAUGUGGCUUUGAGAAAUAUUAAUUUGAUUGUUCAGAAGAAGCCUGAUAUUCUCAAACAUGAGAUGAAGGUAUUUUUCGUGAAGUACAAUGAUCCAAUCUAUGUGAAACUCGAAAAAUUGGACAUAAUGAUACGUCUAGCCUCCCAGGUGAACAUAGCUCAAGUGCUCAGUGAACUCAAAGAAUAUGCUACAGAGGUUGACGUUGAUUUUGUGAGAAAAGCAGUCAGAGCCAUAGGUAGAUGUGCUAUCAAAGUUGAACCAUCUGCAGAAAGGUGUGUGGCAACACUGCUAGAUCUCAUCCAAACCAAGGUCAACUAUGUUGUGCAGGAGGCUAUUGUGGUCAUAAAGGACAUAUUCAGAAAGUAUCCCAAUAAAUAUGAAAGCAUCAUUAGCACAUUAUGCGAGAAUUUGGAUACUCUGGAUGAGCCCGAAGCUAGAGCGAGUAUGGUUUGGAUUAUUGGAGAGUACGCAGAAAGAAUUGAUAAUGCUGAUGAACUCCUUGAUAGUUUCUUAGAAGGAUUCGCGGACGAGAAUGCUCAAGUUCAGCUUCAGUUGCUAACGGCUGUAGUAAAGCUUUUUUUGAAACGGCCCCAGCAUACCCAAGGUUUGGUACAACAUGUCUUGAGCUUGGCUACACAAGAUUCUGACAAUCCAGAUUUAAGAGAUCGUGGAUUCAUCUAUUGGAGAUUGCUGAGUACAGAUCCAGCAGCAGCAAAAGAAGUGGUUCUAGCACAUAAGCCGCUGAUUUCAGAAGAAACGGAUCUAUUGGAGCCCACAUUGCUAGAUGAGCUGAUUUGCCACAUAUCAUCUUUGGCUAGUGUCUAUCAUAAGCCACCAACAGCUUUUGUUGAGGGAAGAAGUGCAGGAAUAAGAAAAUCUCUGCCUGCUCGGCAAGGUUCCGCGGAUGACGCUUCUACCACGCAAGAGGCUACAGUGAUUCCUAAUCAAGAAAGUCUUAUUGGAGAUCUUCUGUCUAUGGAUCUUGGAGCUCCAGCACCUGUGGUUCCUGCACCUGCCGUUCAACCUACUAGCAACGUCGAUUUACUUGGUGGUGGUCUAGACAUUUUGUUGGGCGGUCCAGAUCUGACAGGGGGUGCGACCCCAUCAACAACAGGGCUGCUGGGCGAUAUUUUUGGCAUUCCAUCCACACCAGCAAUGUAUACACCUCCAAAAGUAUGUUGGCUGCCUGCUGAAAAGGGGAAAGGCUUGGAAAUCUACGGCACUUUCUCUAGAAAAGCUGGACAGAUGUAUAUGGAUAUGACAUUUACUAAUAAGGCUAUGCAGGCAAUGACAGGUUUUGCUAUCCAGUUUAACAAAAACAGUUUUGGUAUUACACCUGCUUCUCCACUUUCAAUUCCUCAACUACAACCUGGUCAAAGCUUGGAAUAUUCUAUGGCCUUGGCUACCACGGGACCAGUGCAGAGGAUGGAACCUCUUACCACCUUGCAGGUUGCUGUGAAGAAUAACGUGGACGUAUUCUACUACGCCUGUCAGAUUCCAUUGCAAAUUAUUUUCACAGAGGAUGGAACGUUGGACAAAAGGGUGUUCCUUACUACAUGGAGAGACAUCCCUAGUGCAAAUGAGAUGGCACCUACAGCACCUGCGGCCAAGACGGAAAAGAAAAAGCCCGGCGAGGCUACCAAGAAAAGCAAGAAAUCUGGUAAGCCUAGAAACUAUGACUUGGGCAAUGGAGUCGUUAGAUUUUCAAGAUCUAGAAUGUACCACAAGAAGGCCCUUUACAAGUUCAUUGGCAAGACGGUAAAACCUUCGAAAAAGUCACAGAAACCGCGCGUUAUCGAAAAACCUAUUGGAGGAGAUAAAAACGGUGGAAAACGUUUUGUUUUGGUUAAGAAGAGGAGGGCAUACUAUCCUACUCAGGAUAAGAUCAAGCCAAGGCCAGCAAAGAAAUGCUUCAGCCAACAUAAACGUAACCUAAGAGAGACAAUUACCCCUGGUACAAUCCUUAUCGUGUUAGCUGGUUCUCACAAGGGCAAGAGGGUCAUCUUCCUGAAGCAACUGCACUCUGGACUCCUCUUGGUAACAGGGCCUUUUGGAAUCAAUGCCUGUCCAUUAAGGAGAAUUAGCCAGAGGUAUGUCAUUGCCACAGCUACUAAGAUUGACAUCAGUGGUGUGAAACUCCCAGAACAUAUAAAUGACAAAUACUUUGCCAGGAAGAGAGAAAAGAGGGCAAAGAAAGAAGAGGGAGAUAUUUUGCAAACCAAAAAGGAGGGAUACAAAGUGAGUGAGCAGAGGAAAACUGACCAAAAGGAAGUUGAUACCCAGAUCUUGGAGGCAAUCAAGACACAUCCUGACCGCAAGCUCCUGAAGAUCUACCUUUCAGCAAUGUGGGGACUUAGGAGUUCGCAAUAUCCCCAUAGAAUGAAGUUCUAAGUUAAGAGUUAAACCAGAGUUUAUUUAUUGGAAAUUUGGAAUUUGAAUAAAUAAAUUUUGGAUGUUAGACCUUUUUUUGUAAUUAUUUUAAUACAUG
This is a messenger RNA of Acanthoscelides obtectus, 5575 nucleotides long. Lineage: Eukaryota; Metazoa; Arthropoda; Insecta; Coleoptera; Chrysomelidae. The record is from the annotation of a GenBank genome assembly.